This is a messenger RNA of Penicillium alfredii, 1305 nucleotides long. RefSeq lists its product as uncharacterized. Lineage: Eukaryota; Fungi; Ascomycota; Eurotiomycetes; Eurotiales; Aspergillaceae. The record is from RefSeq and is a predicted model, not a curated record. The coding region runs from base 1 to 1305 and encodes 434 amino acids. The transcript is spliced from 3 exons.
AUGUCCCAUCUCACACACGGUGGCAGAAUCGUGCCCAUACUGGCUGGCCCCCAACAGCACGAACCCGCCACCCCAGAGACGGCUGUUGUGAAGAAUGACUCUGGGGAACAUCUGGAGCAUGCGAAUCUGCUGCAGGAUCAGCGGGAUGGGCUCUCGGCCAUGACUCGCCAGAGCAAGGCCCUGGACCACGAGAGCCUGGAGAUGCCCUGCCUCAAAGAGCGUGAUCUCUUUGCCCUACCAACAGAAGGAGACGGGGGGGGUGAGCGUCGUCGUCCCAAACGGGCGGCCGCCUCGGCCUAUGCCACGCGUUCGGCCGAUGUGUCGGCACCCUCGGAGGAGGAAAAAGAGCGACGGUUCGAGGAGAUGGUAGCUUCCACCCGCAAGAAUAGCGAAUGGGGGAGCUCCGAGCAUCUCCAGGCCUUCUGCCAGGUGUUCAAAGUCGAUGUGAAUGUUUACACCAUGGACGGCGUCCAGGUAUUUCGGGAUGUACAUGCCCCUGCGGACCAACCACGAGAUGUGGUCCAUGUUGCCUUUCACGUAAGUUUGAACUUGUCCUUUUAUGGUCUUGUCGGGUUAUCUCUGAUUGCAAAACAGGACUUCAAGCACUAUUCCUCCGUGCGGAGCAUGGAUGGCAUCCACAAGGGACUUUUUACCCAGAAGGCAUACCUCGACCGUCUUCAAGAGCCCUCGAAGAAACUUGGAGAUGCCAAAGAUGGGGACAUUGCGUCCGACGAGAAGACUCGGGUCCUCGACAGCUCCGCAGACAAGGAUGCCGGUUUGGCCGUCGACCUGUACGCUCCGUGGGAUAUCAAGUCCAUUCAAGAAGGACUUGGUGGCCGGUACGACCGAGAAACGAUUGUUGAUAUGCUGCAAAAAUGCCGCGGCGAUAUCGACCGCGCCUUUGCCGCUCUCCUAGACGAGAAGAGCGAUACAUCUGCCGACAAAAAAGUCGUCCAGGGCCCACCCCUCAAACCCAGUUUACAGGCAUCCCGGUCAUCAUCCCCAUUCAGCACGGGUAGCAAGCGGUCAGCCGAUGAUAGCGACGAUUCCGAAGACCCUCGCCCUGCGACGCGGCGCGUCCGACCAAAGAGGCGGAUUGUCUCGAAUCUCACGCUGGGCGUUGGCAUUUCCUUCCGGGACGACCACAACGAAUUGGUCUCCCUCAAUCUUCGGAUGAAAUCCGACUCCGAAAAAGGCCAAAGUACCGACUCCGCCUCGGAUAUCGCACCCUCAGAAUUCUCAGAAAUGGACCGAAAGAACGGUCCCCGUCGCAGCGGACGUAUCUCGCGCCCGCGCCCGGUCUGA